This is a messenger RNA of Phaeoacremonium minimum UCRPA7, 564 nucleotides long. RefSeq names its product putative vacuolar atp synthase subunit c protein. Gene Ontology annotation, molecular function: proton-transporting ATPase activity, rotational mechanism. Gene Ontology annotation, cellular component: proton-transporting V-type ATPase, V0 domain. The record is from RefSeq and is a predicted model, not a curated record. NCBI's taxonomy places the organism in Eukaryota, Fungi, Ascomycota, Sordariomycetes, Togniniales, Togniniaceae. The transcript is spliced from 4 exons. Gene Ontology annotation, biological process: proton transmembrane transport. Bases 1 to 564 code for a protein of 187 amino acids.
AUGCUGACCUUCACCACCACAGAUAUGCUCUUCACCGGCAGCGGCGAAGCCUUCAACGUCGGAGCAUUCCUAGAAUCGGUGUCGCCGUAUGCUUGGGCGGACUUGGGUAUAUCACUGUGCAUCGGCCUCUCAGCUGUAGGAGCAGCAUGGGGUAUCUUUAUCACCGGAUCCUCGAUUCUCGGUGGAGGUGUAAGGGCGCCGCGUAUCAGGACGAAGAACUUGAUUUCCAUUAUCUUUUGCGAGGUCGUCGCCAUUUACGGCAUCAUUAUGUCCAUCAUCUUUUCCGCGAAAAUGAACGGCCUAGAAGGGGCCCAGUUGUACGAUGACAGCACUUAUUACACUGGCUAUGCUCUCUUCUGGGCAGGCUUAACGGUGGGCAUGUGCAACCUCAUUUGUGGCGUGGCUGUUGGCAUCAACGGUAGCGGUGCUGCCCUUGCAGAUGCUGCCGACUCAACUCUGUUUGUGAAGAUCCUGAUCAUCGAGAUUUUCAGCUCUGUCCUCGGCCUUUUCGGCCUGAUCAUUGGCCUCCUGGUCUCCAGCAAAGCCUUUGAUUUCGGAGCCUAA